This is a messenger RNA of Cladophialophora psammophila CBS 110553, 1752 nucleotides long. RefSeq lists its product as uncharacterized. Gene Ontology annotation, biological process: magnesium ion transport. Gene Ontology annotation, molecular function: magnesium ion transmembrane transporter activity. Gene Ontology annotation, cellular component: membrane. The record is from RefSeq and is a predicted model, not a curated record. Lineage: Eukaryota; Fungi; Ascomycota; Eurotiomycetes; Chaetothyriales; Herpotrichiellaceae. Bases 1 to 1752 code for a protein of 583 amino acids. The transcript has 2 exons.
AUGGGCCAACUCGGUGACAUGUCGCCUCAAGGCACCAUUGCUAUCGGAAUUAUCGUUGGCCUCUUGUCCACCUCCGUCCAAAGCCUGGGUCUGACCCUCCAGCGAAAGUCGCACCUCAUCGAAGAUGCGAAACAUCACUCCGAGCCGCGGAUUCCUCCCUAUAAGAGGCGGCGAUGGCAGUUGGGCAUGUUGAUGUUCAUUGUGUCCAACUUGGUGGGCAGCACAAUCCAGAUCACCACUCUGCCCCUGCCCGUCCUCUCGACGUUACAGGCUUCCGGGCUGGUCUUCAACACGGCCUUCGCCACUCUUCUGCUGGGCGAACCCUUUACCCACUUCUCAUUCGUGGGCACCAUCCUUACCUGCUCAGGGGCAGGUUUGAUAGCCACGUUCGGAGCCAUUGGGGAGCCGGCCCAUAAUCUGCAUCAAUUGCUCGUUCUUCUCGGCAAGCGCAAUUUCAUCGUUUGGAUGGUUGGGACAAUGGCUGUCGUCGUGGCCACCAUCUUGUUUGCCCACGUUUUGAGGAUGUGGUCGUCUCAUAAACGAAUUGUGGAAUGCCUACCAAAGAGUGAAAGACCUCGAGAAGGAUCAACCAGUACCGACCGCCCUCGGAUGCUCUCUCGCUCUUUGACCGCCCAGCUACCUCAACCACUGAAAGUCCGUGUCAGCCGUUUGCGAUUGGCCCGAGGCUUGUCCUAUGCUCUGAUAUCUGGCAUUUUGUCUGCACAUUCUCUCCUUGUUGCCAAAUCGGCUGUGGAGCUCCUUGUCCGGACUAUUGUCGACCACAAGAACCAAUUCGACCGCUUUCAGUCAUGGCUGAUCCUGGUGGCGCUGCUCUUCUUUGCCUUGACGCAGUUAUAUUACUUGCACCUUGGUCUUCGACUAUGCAGUACCAGCGUAUUAUACCCCUUCGUGUUUUGCAUUUACAACAUUAUUGCAAUCCUAGACGGCCUGAUUUAUUUCCAACAAGGAUCAAGAUUGAGUUCUCUUCAUGCAGGUCUGGUGGCGUUGGGUACUGUUAUACUUCUUUCUGGCGUCCUGGCAUUGUCUUGGAGAUUAGAUGAUACGACACCUGCAGAAGCUCCUUACGAGUCGGCCUCUCCGCGAACUCCGCUUACGCCAGGAAUGGGAAUAUUGCGGUCGCCCGUGGACGAAAGAGCCCCUUUACUAUCAAAGGGACGGACGAGAAGCUACACGGCUGGUUCAAAACGAUCGGUUGAGGAGCAGGCAUCGCUGGUUGUUGGGCGCACGCGUGCCCCCGCUCUUUCCGUUCAUGCGCCGCCAGAUACUGACACAGAGGGCAUCUGGGCAGAGUUAGAUGAUCAGGAGCGCCAGGAUGACUAUCUGGCGUCUCUCCCUCGAACACCAUCUCCUUUUCUGACCCAUAACUUCAAGACGCGUCAAAGAGGCGACUCGGCCUCCUCACAAGCGAUUUCAACAGGAAGCAGACGCGACUCGGACGCAUCAAGAGUCGCUCCUCCACCGGGCCAAAGUAUACCUUCUCAAGGGACAAAUGAUGUUCACCGGAGGCGAAGCAGUGCGCCCCAAUCUCGACCACCAGCAACUGGUGGGCCUGAAACGACUCCGUCUCAUCUCCACGCUCGUCACAGGAGUACAUCCGUUCGCUUUGCUGAUGACAAAGACCAGAAAAAAGACAGUAAUGACGAUGAUCAACUUGCACGACAGCCCGUUAGAAGUCGAUAUGAUCACAGCGGCGCGGAAGACAAGGCAGAGAACGACCCUAACGGACCUUGA